UAAAAAUAUCACGGCGCUUGUCCUACGUGAGUACAGAAAAUUAUGUAAUUAUUUCAUGUUUCUGACAUUGUCUUGGAUUUUGCUCCGAACUCUUGGAACUCUUAAAAUUCAAGUUUGAGGCUUCGGUCAAAAUGGGGAAACAGUUCGGAAAUCUUGCCAAGAUCAAUGGCAUCGUCUACUUCCGACUCAGUCCGUACGAGCAGAAAGCCUUUGGAGGAAUGAUUUCCGAAGGUAUACCAAAUACCAUUCGCCGUAUCCACUCGAGCAUAUUCCGCGUCGCACCUUUCUUCAUGUUUUCCUAUUUGCUCGUGAAUUGGGCGAAUGAGCAGAACAACAUUAUCUCUCGCAAGAAUCCCAAGGACUAUGAGAAUGAUACGUAAAUAUAAAUACGUGUUAAUAAAUUUCUAGUUAAUGGCGCCUAGUGUUUAUUGUGAGAUACCAAUUAAUCUUAUCUUCAACCCUGAAGAGAGGAAUAAAUGAAAUUGUAUAGGAAUUAAUAUGUAUCCACUGGAAAUGUCUGAUAUUUCCUUGAACUCGUUACCUUUCUCUCCGACGAGAUACGUACGUGUAUAAAAAAACAAGAGUUGUAUGAAACAUUUCAUGUUUAAAUAUACGUUUGUUUUAUAAAGCAAUGUAAAAA
Molecule: messenger RNA, 640 nt
Organism: Vollenhovia emeryi
Lineage: Eukaryota; Metazoa; Arthropoda; Insecta; Hymenoptera; Formicidae
Gene: UQCR-Q
Product: cytochrome b-c1 complex subunit 8-like
Exons: 3
Coding region: 132-380 (82 amino acids)
Biological process (GO): mitochondrial electron transport, ubiquinol to cytochrome c
Source: RefSeq, a predicted model, not a curated record